Molecule: messenger RNA, 1016 nt
Organism: Eutrema salsugineum
Lineage: Eukaryota; Viridiplantae; Streptophyta; Magnoliopsida; Brassicales; Brassicaceae
Product: transmembrane protein 147
Exons: 6
Coding region: 152-838 (228 amino acids)
Source: RefSeq, a predicted model, not a curated record
GUUUUUGUUAAUUUCAUCGAGUUUUCAGAUUUCAGAACUAAGAAGUAAGACCAAACCACCUCUUCAAUUUCAUAUCUUCACGGUCGUCGUCGUCGUCGUCGUCGUCGUCACUGCGUCGCCGGACCUGUAGCUGCUCCUUUGGUGGUGGACGAUGACGCUUUUUCACUUCUUCAACUGUGCGAUUCUCACAUUCGGCCCUCACGCCGUCUACUACUCCGCCACUCCGUUAUCUGAAUAUGACACUCUUGGAACCUCCGUGAAGGCUGCUGUUGUUUACCUUGCUACAGCAUUGGUUAAGCUUGUUUGUUUGGCAACUUUUCUGCAAGUAUCUGAGACUGAAGUAUUUGACCCAUAUCAGGAAGCACUUAAAGCAAUGAUUGGCUUCAUAGAUGUUGCUGGCCUUUAUUAUGCGCUUGCUCAGCUGACACACAGAAACAUCUCCCAAAAUCAUAAGUUUCAAGCUGUUGGCCUUGGAUGGGCAUUUGCGGAUUCUGUUUUGCACAGGUUGGCACCUCUUUGGGUUGGUGCUCGAGGACUGGAGUUCACUUGGGAUUAUGUCUUGCAAGGGCUUGAAGCCAAUGCUAAUCUGGUGUUCACGAUAUCCUUAGCGGCGCUAGGUUCAUUGAUGUGGCUACGCAAGAACAAGCCAAAGACUCUGAUCCCCAUCAUAUACACGUGUGCUGUGAUCAUCGCUACAAUGCCUUCAAUCACAAGCUACCUAAGGAGAGUGAUGGGAUGGCAUUUCCCGAAAGUUGUAGGGUUUGAGCUAUUGACUUCUCUGGUAAUGGCUUUCAUCAGUUGCCAACUCUUCAUCCUCUGUCAGAGACCGUCUUUGUGAUUCCACUUCCAAGCGAGACCAGAGACAGUUCAACUGCUCUUAGGCAGAGAGCUUUUUUUUAAUCGGUAACUCUUGCGACGUACUUGCCUUUCUUUGACUCUGUUCCAUGAAACUUUGAUCUUUAUUUGUAGAAGAAUAUUGAACUAUUAUCUUUUCAAAAAGUUAUUGAUUUGGGCAG